Molecule: messenger RNA, 2138 nt
Organism: Manihot esculenta (cassava)
Lineage: Eukaryota; Viridiplantae; Streptophyta; Magnoliopsida; Malpighiales; Euphorbiaceae
Product: 1-aminocyclopropane-1-carboxylate synthase 9
Exons: 4
Coding region: 130-1830 (566 amino acids)
Biological process (GO): biosynthetic process; amino acid metabolic process
Molecular function (GO): 1-aminocyclopropane-1-carboxylate synthase activity; pyridoxal phosphate binding; transaminase activity
Source: RefSeq, a predicted model, not a curated record
GAAAAUGGUGGCAUUAGGGGAAAUCUGUGAAUGUAAUAACCAAAUUCGAUCAUUAAAUGUGUAUUGUCUGAAGGGGCGGUGGAGAAAGCGCGUAUAAGUGUCCUUUGUCUUGUAAUGUAAAGAAUUACUAUGCAAAAAAAAAAAGCCCCGUCUCUAUGGUCAAAUUUCUCUCUGUUACUCUGUCGUGGUUUUAUGCACUUGUGCACCACUAUAUAUAUCUCCCAUUUGCUAUCGACCUCUCCACUGCAUCAUCACAUUCAUUCUCUUCUCUUCUCUUCUCUUCUUCUUCUUCGUUCUCCUACAAAGCUAAUCCAUCCAAUCAUCUCUCAAAUUCUUUCUAUUAUCCUCUGCAGCUCUUUCUUUCCUCUUUCUCUCACUCACUGCUUGAUUUGCACAUCUCUAUUUGUUGAAGAAACUAUACCAAAAAUGAGGCUAUUGUCUAGAAAAGCCACGUGCAACACUCAUGGCCAAGAUUCUUCUUACUUCCUCGGAUGGGAGGAAUACGAGAAGAACCCAUACGAUGAGAUCAAGAAUCCAACAGGGAUCAUUCAGAUGGGUCUCGCUGAGAAUCAGCUCUCCUUUGAUAUUCUCGAGUCAUGGCUAGCCAAUAAUCCUGACGCUGCUGGGUUCAAGAAAGAUGGGCAAUCCAUAUUUAGAGAGCUUGCACUCUUUCAAGAUUAUCAUGGUCUCCCUGCUUUCAAGAAAGCAUUGGUUGAUUUCAUGGCAGAAAUAAGAGGAAACAGAGUAUCUUUUGAUCAAGAUAAGAUAGUUCUCACUGCUGGUGCAACUUCUGCGAAUGAGACCCUCAUUUUUUGCCUUGCUGAACCCGGCGAAGCCUUUCUUCUUCCAACUCCAUACUACCCUGGAUUUGAUAGAGAUCUUAAGUGGAGAACUGGGGUUGAGAUUGUGCCAAUUCAAUGUACAAGCUCAAAUGGCUUCCAAAUUACUGCACCAGCUCUUGAAGAGGCUUAUCUAGAAGCCCAAAAACGCAACCUGAGGGUUAAGGGUAUCUUGGUCACAAACCCCUCAAAUCCAUUAGGCACUACAAUGAGCCGAAGUGAAUUGAACCUUCUUGUUAACUUCAUUACUUCUAAAGGCAUUCAUCUUAUCAGCGAUGAAAUUUAUUCUGGCACUGCGUUCAGUUCACCAGGCUUUGUGAGUAUCAUGGAAGUGUUGAAAGAUAAGAAAUGCGAGAAUACUGAAGUUUGGAAAAGAGUUCACGUUGUUUACAGUCUUUCAAAGGAUCUUGGCCUCCCUGGUUUUCGAGUUGGUGCAAUUUACUCCAACGAUGAGUUGGUUGUAUCCGCAGCCACUAAAAUGUCUAGCUUCGGUUUAGUUUCUUCUCAAACACAAUAUCUUCUCUCUGCUCUUCUCUCCGACACCAAGUUUACCAAGAACUAUCUUUCAGAGAAUCAAAGAAGGCUUAAAGAGCGACAAAAGUUGCUCGUCAAGGGCCUCGAAAAAGCAGGUAUCAGCUGCCUUAAGAGCAAUGCUGGCUUGUUUUGCUGGGUUAACAUGAAGCAUCUUUUGAGAACAAACUCAUUCGAAGCAGAAAUGGAACUCUGGAAAAAGAUUGUUUAUGAUGUUAAGUUAAAUAUCUCUCCUGGUUCUUCUUGCCAUUGCACCGAGCCAGGGUGGUUCCGAGUAUGCUUCGCUAACAUGUCCGAAGAAACUCUAAACCUGGCUAUGAAGCGAUUGAAGUCAUUUGUCGACUCCACGACCAUGACCAGUAGCCACCAUCAGAUGUUGAAAAAUUCAAGAAAAAGGUCUCUCACCAAGUGGGUUUUACGGUUAUCAUUCCACGACGACCGUGAGCCAGAAGAACGAUAGUCCGGUGUGUUCAUGUCAAAUGUGAACCCGUAUACAGAAGAAGUCCAUUAUUUUUUUUUGUCCUCCAUAAUAUUUUUGGUGGAUAAUUUUCUUUUCCAUUUUUCCUUUUUGUAAUUUAGAAAAAGUGCACUCAGAUCCAUCUAUGCAUAUGGAUCUCGAAGUGGCUGUAAAACUUUAUGAUCGUUUCAGUCGUUGUAAAACUCUGUGUCAAUCUUGUCUAGCAUGAAAAAUAUUCUCAGAAAUUCUUCGAACCAUAUAUAUGAUAAUAUGAUCAUAAGUUGACAUGUUAUUAUUAAUUGAAAAAAUAA